This is a messenger RNA of Botrytis byssoidea, 2067 nucleotides long. RefSeq lists its product as uncharacterized. NCBI's taxonomy places the organism in Eukaryota, Fungi, Ascomycota, Leotiomycetes, Helotiales, Sclerotiniaceae. The record is from RefSeq and is a predicted model, not a curated record. The coding region runs from base 349 to 1482 and encodes 377 amino acids. The transcript has 3 exons.
CAUUGUUCCAUUCAACAUUCAUAUCUUUUGACAAUUAGAGGUAGUGCUACUUACAAGAUUUCUUCAUCUACUGUUACAACUGGCUCCGAUACUAAGAAGCUACCGCACACUUUGUGGUAUUAUGUUGGGGUAGGCUGGAUCAUUGAGCAUUGAGCAUUGAGCAUAUGCAGGUUAUAUAUCCUGUACGGCAUUCAAAAAUCUUUGUUUCUAUCCUACAUCAUUCCUUUUGGAUUCAUUUUUCAUUUGUGCCGUAUGGCAGUCCGUGAGCUUACUCAAAAACAUUCAACAUCCACCGAACAGUUCAAAGACUCAAGAACAUAUUUUCAUUGAAGUCUACCUACAAACAGAAUGCCCGAAUCUAAUUUAUCAUCCAGCUGGGAAGAUAUCUUCCUAUGUUAUCCUAUCUUCGACAACAUUUGUACCCAUUUGGAUCCUAAUGAAAUUCUAUUGCUCCGAGCGACUACUAAACAGCUUUUUCCAUUAUUUGAAUCGCUUUUCAAAACUCAAUGGAAUAUUAAUCGCCAGCUCAAACGAUUUAUUGAGGACCCUAUCAGAUUCCGAUCUAAGCUAGCUACAUACAAUGCUCUUAUAUCUGGAAGCUUUGCCUUGCAAUUUUUUGAAAAGAGAUUGUGGAAAGAAUCCGACCUAGAUAUCUACGUGAAUGGCUCGGAUGAUUCAGGAAGCCACGAUCAACUUGACAAGUAUUUAGUCAACAGCGAAGGCUACAAACUACAGGCUGCAAAAGAGGAUGAAGGUAAUGACUUGCAAUCUUAUGUAGGCCGCUUGUCAGAUAUCUUAGAGGUCAAAACCUACCUCAAGAUAAACCUUACUGAGGAGAAGCCACUUCAAAUCCAAUUGAUCUUUACAACCGAUACUCCUUGGGAAGCAAUCAUAAAUGGCUUCAACCAUACGGUUGUUAUGAACGUUAUCUCGUGGAACUUGGCUUACUCGUUCUUUCCUCGUUCAAACUUCAUCGACAGAACUACCUACGAGCUCAAGGGGACCGGUAAUACAUAUUCCAUACCCAAUGGAAACCUCGAAGAUAAUGUUGAAAAAUAUAAACGCAGAGGGUGGGGAUGGGAGAGAGCAAUGACUUACGGUGAACGGCGAAGACUACGUUCAUUAGAAUCUUCUUCCAGCCUGAACGAGAUUGAAGAUCAGUCAGAGAUAUGGACCAUCGCACUGGACACGCAUGGUAUCAAUAAUGAAGGACCUUUGAUAGGAUGUGAACAGUCUGUUAGCAAGGAAGCAGACAGGGUUUUAGAAGAUGAAUUGCGAAGAGCUGAGAUAGAGCAGGCCGAAGUGGAUCAGCAUAUCAUUGAUGAAUUAGAGGUAUUCAUUGCUGAGAUUGAAAGUUCUGAGAGGGGACACGCGAACCUAGACCAAUACCUUGAAGAAGCGGACAUGUUGGGCAGGGUCAAGAAUGGUUGGAUCGAGUUCGGUUUGUGCCUCGAAGACGAGGCAAAGUCAUUAGUCAAAUAGCAUGUGGAAUACGAGUGAGAAAAAGCCAAUUCAGGGAGGCUACUUGAAUAGCAGAGAAAUCAAGAAGAAAAGACGAUACAUCUUACAACAAAAGAAAAGACGGGCUUAAGUCCAGUACCGUUCGAAUUUUCAUGGCACAAAUCGCAAUAAAUUCUUUUAAUUAUAGGCCAAGUCACUUUAUUACUGGGGUGCCUUGAUAGACUGGACAUAGCUUUUCUUGAGAAAAUUAAAUGACGAUGCAAGUCCAAUAUCGGCGCUUUGAGUGAAAGGUGGGCGUCGUGAAUGAAUUGAGGGACAAAUCCACAUGUACAAACCCGUCAACACCGCACUCGCUUCUGAGCUCCCGAAGUUAUUUGGAAAAACUUGUCUACAAAAUUAUGUGUCUACUGUAGCAAGAGUAUCCCAACAGGCAGUUGCACCCCGAAGCAUUUAAUGAAUAUCCCCUUCCAAAGUCUAACUUUCAUUUUUUAACCUGAAUACAAACGGUCAUCGAAAAGAACGACUCCCUUUGCACUGUAAGCGAGUUUUCAUACAGGAGAAGAAGAGUGAGGCCAGAGAAUAGUCGACAUACAUUGCACUUCAGAA